UUUAACAUGACAUUCGAUAAAACUGAUAACUCCAGCGGUUUGACAAAAUAUUUUCUCCGCGCUGUUGCAACAGAUUACGAAGGAAGGAACGGAUUAUACGUCAAAAAAGUUUUCGCGAUCGUGAGCGAAACAGAAUCAGUUUCUCAAUAGAACUAAGAUGACAAAAGGAUUUCGUCUACUGGAAACGGAAAGUGCAAUACUGCUGAUGAUUCUCACGCUCAUUACAAAUUUUAUGGAAAGUUCUACAUAUUCAAUUCUCCGUGAAGACAACAAUGGCUUUCAGAAAAUGGUGACUGAAACUAUAACCAAGCCUUUAACGGUUGAAUUCAGUGACAUAGCAUUAUUGCAUCGGCUUUUGGCGCUAAAAUCUCGCUCAAGUACUGAGAGUGAUAACAAAUCGUUUUUAAGAAAUCGUUUUUCGUAUUUUAAGCCGAGAAGGAAGAUAGGAAAGCGUAUUCCAUCUCAAAAAUUGAAUGAAUUUUCAAGUCAGAACAACGAUACACAAAACUUUUCUUUAUUAAACACUGGUCACAAUGAGCCUCAAUAUAUUUCUAAAUAUGACGAUACUUCGACAAACAAUAAUCGGCGUCGCAUCCGACGCAGUACGAGUGGAAGAUCUUCUAUUUAUGAUCAAAUUUUCAACUCGGAAUCUUCAUCAGAAUCAGGAAAUCAUCUGCGCAACCUUGACAGCAAAUCAACAGAUGAAUUAUUCAAAAGACAAGAAGCAGUUUUCAAGAUGUAUCACAAGGAAAGCAGCUCAUACCUCAAGAUUUUGUCAGAUGGGUCGAUCAUUGGAGAAUCGAAAGAGGAUGAAUUUUACAAAAUGAAAAUCAACGCUGUUGAUUACGAUACAGAGAAGGAAAAAGCAAAAGUUCAAAUUUAUGGUCUGGCUAGCGGAUAUUACAUCGCCAUGAACAAAAGUGGAAAAUUAUACACCACGAAAAAUAUCUUGAAUGAAGACACUGUAUUUCUGCAUUAUUACAACCCCCUUUCUCACGACGCAUAUUUAUCAGAUAAGCACAGUCGCUUUAUCACCAUGAGGGCUGCUACACAAGGAAGAACGACACCCGCACGGGCCAAAAACAUUAUCGACUCCUCAAAGACCCCACCGAAGCGUGCUUAUUUUCUAGUCUCAAAUGCUAGCGCGAAAAAGGAGGCUCUGCCAAAAACUUCAUCAUUUAGUGUCAGCACAACACCUCAAAAACAACUCAUAACACCUUUUGAAGCGGUUACCACUGCCAGGACAAUGCCAACGACACAAACAGUAACUACUGUUAAAAUAGAAGAAACUUCAAUUCAAACAACGGAGAAACUUUUCGAUUCAACGACAGUUACUCCACCAACUGUAUCUACUACAAGUGUAUCAAAACCUAAGACUAAGCGACCGCGAAAAUCUCGGCGUCGCAAGGAAGGAAAAAGGGGUAGAAAACGAAAAUCUAAAAACAGAAAACGUAAUCGAAAAGAAAAGAAAAGAAAAAACAAGAAGUCUAAAAAAGGCAAAAACCGCGGGAGAAAUAAAGCUAAGACCAGAUCUGCGAGAUCACUGGUCGACUCCAGUACAUUCUCUAAUCAUAUUUCUUCGGAUAUAUUUCACAUUCUAACCUUACUUGAGCCAGAUGAUGACUUCAAUAACUUGAAUGAUAUUAUUGAAAGCCUUUCGCAUGCGUCAAUUUUAGAUUUUAUUGACAGUGAAGUUACGUGACCAAGACUUCAAAAAAUGGAAAUGAAACUUAUCGGAAUUUCUAUACUGAAGAUGACACUAGAGAGAGCGAACAUAGUAGUUCAAAUCUGUGUUGUUCAACAACCCCAACAAUCAUAAAACAUUCUAUGUUUAAACUGCUAAAACAAAUUCUUUGCACCUUAUGAUUGAUCGUAAUUUCCAGAGUUUCAUUCCUCAAAUACCGUAAUUUUGUUCCUUCAUUCCAUGAAAUCUCAACAAUUUGAAUCAGUAUAAUCGUGUUGAUUUGAUUUGCGAGCUUUUCUCAUAUUUUACUCAUAUUUCUCUGCUAUGCUUUACCUAUUAGUUUGUAAGAAGACUAUUGGCAUUGGAUUGCAUAUUGUGAUACAAUCUUCAAAAAAAUAAUGUAUGUAACAAUGCCUUUUUUAUUACAAAUUUAACAAAAACGAUUGGCUUGGAUUUAACUAAUGUAUAUACAAAUAUGUAAUGCAAAGUAUUCACUGUUGUUCUUCACAUAUUUGAUGUAUUGUAUUUAUUAUUUCUUAUUAUUUUAUGUGUUUGAAGUUGAAUAUUAUUUCAUUAUUUUUCCUAUCUAACUAUAGUGUGAACAACCUUAUCUGUUUAUAUUGCAUCAUCGGAUACGAUUGCUUUUAGUUUAGUUAUGUCAAAAGGUAAAUUUACCUUUACAACCAUCAAGUACCAGCGUAUUUGUCCAUUGCACUAAUCGACGAAGACCCAAAUGUUACGUAUAAUGUCUGAUGGGGUCAACUUUCUGAUUCACGCUCAAAGUAUAGCUAAAAUUAAAUCAAAAUCAUUUUUAAAUAUGUAAAUUCUCCUCAGUGUUCUUAUUGAUACACCAUCACUUAUUCUUCAAUGACUGAUACAAUACGAUUUAAAAUAUGAUAUGAAAAUUGAAGGAUUGAUUAAGGUUUAGUAUUUGUGAUACUGCCCCCCAAAAUAUUUAUUUGAAAACCUGGGAUAGGAUCAACAGUUGUAACAAUUUUAAUCAAUACUGAAUUGAAUAACGUUUACCAUUUUUGACAGCGUUUUGAAACUUUUUUUGCCAUGAUAUCAAUUUCGAUAAACGUUUCAAAAAAAAAUGAUUGCCAAAAGCCUGGCCCAAAGCCGAUUUUAUUAACCUUGUCUGGGUUAUAUUUCUUCUAGAUAUUAACCUUUGUUUAUUUUUUGAUAUUCCUUUGGUUUUUAUUAUGAAACUACUGAAAAGAUGAGACUAAAUUCUGUACAUGCAAAUUUUGUUUUGUUAUAUUUGACAAAAAUCUAAAUAUAGCUUAAUUUAAAUUGACUGAUAACAUUUAUUGGACAAGUAUCUGAUGGCCAAGUUUCGAAUGAUUUGAAUUAUUCAAAAAUUCCGUGGACCAUGUGCGUCACACCAAGAGGAUUUUCUGCUAAUGAAAUGUUGAUAAACUUUUCCAAUAAAAUUUGCUGUGGUUGUAUAAAAAUGUAACUUUUGAUCUAACAAUGCUGCUACGACCAGGUGCAUCAUAUCACUCGAGUCAAUUUUGUUGUUUCAAUAGGGCUGCUGUCAUAUUGUGGUAUUUUGGUCCGAUAUAUACGUUCUCAAAAUUGCUAUUCAUAUUAUUAAAACAUAAAAUGAAUUUAAAGUGUUAAAUAUAAUGUUAUACAUGAUACAUCGAUAUUUGAAGCUUUAUUUAUUUAGCGGGGAAAUGUUACGUCUACAAAGUAAAGUUUCUUUAUUCGUAAUUGGAAUCGUAAGAUAUUCGAGAAAUUCUAAGUAAUAGACAAUUGACUAUAAUGUGUGUGUAGUCUAGAUGAGGAAUUUGUGUAAAGAGUAGUGAGCGGGGAUGGGCAUUUCGAAUCGAAUAUUUAAAUUGAAUCGAAUAUUAUUAUUCGAAUCGGUUCUAACGAAAAUUUCGAAUCGCCGACAUCUUGUUUUCUUUUUGUGCGUCAAUGUUUCUAGGUGGAUCGUUUGACUGUGAGCUCUAGUCCGUUUACUGUCAGUGUACCUACCGAACAAAUAAAUUAAGCUGUAUUGAAUUCACUACGGUAGUACGUCAAUCUGUAUUUACUGACGCGCAAUCCCACACUUCAAUUCUUUUUUGAGUGUUCGUGACCUUGCUUUGUUCAAAUUUACUUUCAAAAAUAUGAUUGGAAAUGUUUUCGAAAUUAUACUAAACACAUUAGACUUCAAGUAAAUGUUCGGAGUGG
Messenger RNA from Styela clava, 3865 nucleotides. RefSeq lists its product as uncharacterized. NCBI's taxonomy places the organism in Eukaryota, Metazoa, Chordata, Ascidiacea, Stolidobranchia, Styelidae. Gene Ontology annotation, molecular function: growth factor activity. The record is from RefSeq and is a predicted model, not a curated record.